Molecule: messenger RNA, 1403 nt
Organism: Saccoglossus kowalevskii
Lineage: Eukaryota; Metazoa; Hemichordata; Enteropneusta; Harrimaniidae
Product: coiled-coil domain-containing protein 43-like
Source: RefSeq, a predicted model, not a curated record
GCACAAUCUACCACAAUCAAGAUGGCGGCGGCCAUGGACAUGGACGGCUUUGAUGUCUGGCUAAGCGAUAAAUUAGCCCGUCUCGAAAUCGACCAAGAAGUAUUCGGGACGUACAUUACAGGUAUCUUGGAGACCGACGAUUCAAGUUAUGACGAUAAAACAGACGCAUUGGUUGGAAUUCUCUCCGAAAUCGCCGAGGAGAGUGUACAAGAAACGUGUGAAGAGAUUUUAAAAAAAUGGGAUGAAAGUCAAAAGUUGGCAAUCAUUAAAAAUGAAGAAGCAAAAGCACUCGAGAAAGAAGCAAAGGAGCAGGCUUUUACUGCGCUGUUGGAGAAACAUACUUCAUCUGUAACUAAGAAAGAAGUGAGUGCAGAAGAGAAGAAAAGAAAAGAAGCGCUGCUUGCUCAGUACGCUGAGCUCUCUGAUGGAGAAGAAGAUGAAGAUGUAGAAGAUUCAGUAGAAGACUGUGCCUAUCUGAAGGAAAAUAAUUCCUCCAUCUUUAAAAACACCAACAAAGAUGACAUUAAAGAUGCAGAGAAGGCUAAACGCGAGAAAUCCAAAAUGGAACAUGAGAAAAAAAAGGAACGAGACAAGCUACAGAGAGAAAAAGAUAAACAGAAAGUCAUUGACCGCAAAGACAAAGAGAAGAAAAGAACACAAAAACAAGAAAGGAGAAGAUAGCUGGAGUUCCUUGACUCUAAUUAGUUUUGUAUUCAUCCAAAUGUCCACAUUCAAAAUGAAUCUUUUGAUUCACAUUUCUUUCGAGUAACAAUUAUGAAAGGUAUAUUAUAUACAAUUAGGAAAGAUUCACUGCCCGAUGUCUUCCUGUCACAUUUUGGUGCAAAUCUGUUUACAAAUUUCACUAUAAAAUCAUAUUGCAUCGUUUCUUAGAGUAUCAGUAAUAUAAUGUUGAUGCAUUUUUUUUACACCUACUGCAAACAAAGAUCAUUGUCACAUUUUUUACAUCAUCUACCGUAUUUGCUCUAUUAAAAGCGCAUCUCCAACAAAAGCACACAUAAACCAAAUAUUAUUGUAUACUGAAUCAUGAAAAUAUAACUUAUUACACACUUCUGUUGUGAGUGCAUGCUCCACUAAUAGAGCAAAUGCAGUAAUACUGAACUAAAUGGAAAUGGAAUUAAUUUUCCCUGAAAAGUCUUUUGGGUGUUUUGUAUGGAAUUUAAUUUUACUACUUUUUGACGAGUUGAAUGUAAUAUGGUAGAGGAAAACAAGUAUAUUCGCUGGAUUUAUUUUCACUGUAUCUCCCCUACAUCGAAUAUAAGUUUUAAGCAAAAAUAAAUGUACUGACUAUUAGUAGACAAUAAUAAGUAGAAAUUAAUUUUUGUUCAAAAAACAACAUUUCUUGCUAUUUGCAUGUUAUUAGCAUAAAUAUAGGUCACAUGACA